AUGGGUGUCAAGUAUGACUGGUGUUGGGCUUUGAAUUUUAUAUACAAAAGUCCAAGAUGCAGGAUUUUAUUGAAUGAUACUAAAGUCGAGACUUGGGUCAAGAACCUUUCUUCUAUUCGAAAGCACCUUCACUUUUUACUAAUGUAUGCCACUAUCCUCUACUUCGCUAUUAAACCCUUACUGAAGCUUCACAAUAGCAUGCAUAUGCCAAUCUUUGAGGCAGCAUGACAAAUACAUUAA
Molecule: messenger RNA, 240 nt
Organism: Blepharisma stoltei
Lineage: Eukaryota; Ciliophora; Heterotrichea; Heterotrichida; Blepharismidae
Source: the annotation of a GenBank genome assembly